UUCCUGUUCCUCAGAAGGGACUUUUUUUUGACUGCCUGCUUUCUGGGUUGGAUAAAGAGGUGAUGUUACUGUUUUAAAGCUGAAGGAAGACCAGCUCUUGGCAGUGGAGAAAGUCUUCCCAAGCAGAAUGUGCCGACUCCUUCUCCUUACAUUUUGGAUGCGAUGAGUGGUGACGUCCACAGGAUUCCUGUUGUGUCUAGUCGAGAUUUGCAAAAGAGUGACUGCAACCACAGGUGAUGCCAUGGAAGUCUCCUCCCCACCCCAGUUUCCUGACUCCUUUCCUAGUAACUGACCUGUUCCUGCACUGUUCAGAAGAGGGAAGGUUUUACUACCCCAGAUACGAAGUGCACUGUGUCUGUCCUCCACUCUGCCCUUACUUGGUCUCCUACAGUACAUGGCUACGUUCAAGAGCAUUCUCUAAGUAGAUGGCUCUCAGGGAAAAAUUUGUGCUAUAGAUAGAGCAGCCGCUUGUAGUGAUUUCCAAACUAUUUUCUUAUUUCCUUGAGGAAGUGAUUUCAGAAGCCCAGAAGAUUGUGGAUUCUUGAUUAGAUGCUCAGAUGAAACAUCUUAUAUCCUUAUUCUCCCAGUCCCUAUCAGCUUUCAUCAUUCUAGCCAAUGUUUUCAUUAUACUUGGGAUCCUCUUCAAUCGCAAGCUCCAUGGUACCAUCAACUGGUUCUUCCUGAGUCUGCUCAUUGCUGAUCUCUUGGCUGGGGGAGCCCUUCCCCAAAUCUCCAAAAUGUCAUUUGAGAAUGAUGUGAGCUCCCAUUGGUGUUUUGCAUGUUAUGCUAUGCCCAAUUUCCUUUUCCUCUCUUUUUUAGCCAAUCUGCUGGUGAUGCACUAUGCUAAAUAUACAUGCAUCAGUUAUCCAUUGCACUACCACCAGUCCUGGGUUUAUCGUUGGGCUGGUCUUUACAUAUGCUUAGCAUGGGUGUCUCCCUUGAGUUUUGCCUCCAUGCCAUUGGCUUGGUACCAAUGGAACUCCAAUGAGACUUCUUGCUCUGCUGAACAAAUCUUAUCCUGGCCUUACCUCUAUGUGGAAACCUAUGUGUUCAUCAUCCCAAUCAUCUUUGCAAUAGCUGUAAUGGGUAUCCAACUGCUCUGCAUAGCCCGAAAGCAGCUUAAAAACAUUAAAAAACUGCUUAAUUCAGUGAAUCAAAGUCAGACCCCGUCAGAUUUGGAGCAACAACUGGAACUGAGGCAUGCAAAGAGUAUUGCCAGUGUAUCUCUCAUCUUUCUGGUGUGCUGGGUGCCAUAUAUUGUUUGUUUGAAUAUCUCGUUGCAUUUAGAAAUAAAGGGUAACAACACCCUUCCUAUUGUUAUCUGCAUAGGCACUGCCAGUGCUGCUGUAGUACCCAUCAUUCUCAGUCUUAGCAAUCGUCAAUACACCGAAUUUUGGAGUGACAUGGCCAUGAAAGCCUAUAGAGCCUGCUGCCGAAGACAGGGGUGCAAACAAAAACAAAAUAAUCAGCCCCGUGGCAAUAACACUGAACCUCCGACAAAUCCAGUCUGAUACUUUCCAGUGGGAAGUCAUCAAAUCCCUCAUCUACCCAUUCAGCAGCACAAAUACUUCAAUUUUCUCCCUUCAGCUUGGAAUGAAAUUGGAAUGUUUGCUUCCAAUUGUGGUUCCCCACAACCCAGUUCAGAAUUCUGCUGUUUGUUGGGGAUCUAAUACGCAUGCCAUUCAAAAAUUCAUAAAAUGGAUGAAGAAAGAGAAAGGACAUUUCUUUUUCUCUUCCUUUGAUUUGCUAUCAAAAAAUGGAAAAGUUGAAAAUCAAUGAACACAGUUGUGAAUAGAUUCUCCCACACAGCUCUAUUGAAAUCCCCUCCUCCUGAAUCGCUGCCUUUUAGACCUGCUGCUCACAUUAACCACCCCCCUUUCUUCUUCCAUGGAAGGAAGUCCCUUGUUCUCCACUGUAAGAAUCUCAGAAUAGACGAUAACAACUGAAUUUCAGCAACCUUAGCUACAAUCCUUGUUCCUUAAAUUCCUUGCAGUGCAGUUGAAGGAUAUUGAGAAGUCAUUUAGAUAUUUGUAAAUCCAGUAGCUGGGUUGAAUCAUAGGUUCUUUAUAUAAAUAUGUCAAAAUGGGAUCAGCUUGCACAAGCAGACUAAACCAAAGCCAAACAUUGAUCGCAUUCUAAAAUCAGAUCUGUACAAUGUUAAGAUCUUUGUUGAAAAGAUUUAGAUUCAUUCACUAUGAAGGCAUGCAAAGUACAUAAAUAAAUCUUCCACUUCCCAUUAAUCUUGAUUUGGCUAUCUCUCACAACCCCGUGAGAUAGGCAGGGCCCAAUUAGUCUUAUUUUUACAGAUGAGGCAAACUACAUUGAAGCACACCUCCAUUUUCUUGGUGUUCUCAAGAUCAUCAACAAUGCAUGGCAGCCACUGUAGUAGAGAUUGAAUUGUUUAUGUCUAUAGUUGAUGCUGGAGACUUUUAAGGGCUGAAACAGGUGAGGAAGGCACUAGUGUUGCUUCACCGAAUCAGAACUCUUGAACCAACCCUGAGCAGGAAACUCCCAACUCAAGGCUGGGAAUGGAAUGGACAAAUGUUCACUGACUGAAAAUACUAAGAUAAAAAGGCUAAGAAUUUAUACCUUAAAGCUAAUACUGUAUGCUGGGCUCCUUAGAUGUCGUUUUCAAUAAAAGAACUUUUUAAAGCUGUCUUAAGUCAAUGAAGCUUCUGCUAACUACUAAAUGGGGGGAGGGGGGUUAAGUUCCUAAGAAACAAGGGUGAUUAUAGCUGUGCUUGGUGUGAACCAUGAUGAUAAAGGCUGCCAAUAGAGGCAAGAAAUAAUUAAAGAUUGAUGACUUGGUGACAAAUUUCAUUAAGUUGAGCUUGGGCUGUUUUUUAGCCUGCGGGUUCAUUUAAACUCCAUUUAUCUUUUUCUGAGAAGAAGCAGAUGCUUGUAAGAAGGUCAGAAGUAUACUGGGUUGCCAUUUAUGCUUAUUAAUACCUAUGACUAAGAGACAUAAUGUCUUCAUUAAAGAGGUAAUCUAGUUCUCAUGACCUUAAUUGGUCUAAUUCCCUUUUAAAGCAAGAUUGGGAGCGAUUACUACCUCUUAUCCUGCGAUCUUUUAGAUUAGGAAUUCCCACUUUCCAUCUUUAGUUAGAAAACAUCAAGCCAAUUUCCUAUUUCCUUCAUCCUUGCAUAGAGCAGUUUGGGGUUAGCAAACUCAGGCCUGGCUGCUGGGCCUCCAAUCACAUAUAAUAAAAACUAAAUGUUUCUCAUUUUUUUUAACCCUUUACCAUAGAUCUGAUGAUGCAAAGCAUACAUGGAACAAUGAUAUUUAUUAUAGUUAAGAAUAUUCAAAUUCAAAUAAUUUUAUUGCAGUCAUUAACCAGCAGAAAAUUAAGAAUAUUGAACCUGUUGAUUUCUUCAUACUAUGAACUGAAUCUUAUUCAAUGCAAAGAAUGUCAAAAGAUCAGAAAAUCUCAUAGGACAGUUUCAUUAAGGGCUUUAUAUGGUCAGAUUAUGUAAAAAAAAAACAGUAAUCAAUCCAAUGAUCAAUGUUGGGGAAACUGACUUUUGUUGGUUUCACAACAGCUUAGAAAGGAUAAGUAUUUCAAGGAUAGUCUCUACUGAGAAAUUCUGGUUAACUCAACACAUUGUGAUAUUAAUGUGUACACUGUUUGGGGGAUAUACAUAUUUCUGUUUUCCAGUCAACGAUAACAUUUGAAAACAGUAGGUGAAGUCUGAAAACAGAAUCCAAAGGAUGAUUAUAUCAGAUGAGAUCAAAAAUCCUCUUAAGCACAACCCACUAGAUUGCAAGGCAAGCCAGAAUUGGAAAUAUUGGGCUCCACCUGACGGAAAACAAGACAUCCAGGCAGCAUCAAGGACGCUUUUAUAAAUAAACUACCUUCUAAGCCCUACCAGCCAAAAGUCUGAUGCUGCAAGGGCUCCCUGGUGAGACUGGAGUAAAAGUAAUUUGGGCAAUGAGCUGUACUGGACCACUCCUGCAAACCCAACAGGCAGCAUAGUUGGAGUUGCCUAGAAAAAAGUCAUUGAGAAAAUGGAAGGCAUUGGACAACGGCACUACUUUCCAGACUACAUCUAACUAACUUGUUUGGUAGCAAACCCUGAUCACCCACAGCUAAGAUGUUUCAUUCUAGCUUCCACUUUUCUAGCUGAGUAGGCUCUUAAAUAUCAACCUUGCAUAUUGUAAUAGUUCCUUACCAUCCCCACCACCCGAAGCACAUUGUAGAACUGCUUUUAUAUUGUUAGCCUUUUUAGCUUCUCUUUCGGUCUUGAAUUAAAUUUUUCUGAACAUCAAGGAAAACACAGUACUUCCCACCCCAUUGUUCAGGUAUCUUUACCCAACUAUCCUAAGAGAUUUUCAGGCAAAAUGAAUGACUGCAUGGUUCCACUUGAUGCACUCCUCACUGUUAUAUUUCUGGUAUGAGACAAUGCAACAUCUGUAUAUUUUUCCCUCUUGCCCAUUUCAGGACAAUAGGCUAGUCUUUGGCUACCACACAAACUAGCUAUCUAGUCCAUGCAACCAUGGUCUAGCAAGCCACAAAUUCAAACAAGCCCUUCAAGAUGACAAUCUUCCUUUUUAUUUUGUCCUAACAUCUAGAGAUGUAACAACAAGCUGUCUUGUUAUUGUCACUGAGAGGUCCAUGUAUUCAAGUCCAGGAUGACCUGCUCAGUUUCCACUAGAGUUCCAAAGCCUGUGCAUCAUCUCAGGAACAUCAUUUGAUUGGCUUUGAA
Crotalus tigris (Tiger rattlesnake) is the source of this 4704-nucleotide messenger RNA. RefSeq names its product G protein-coupled bile acid receptor 1 (gene GPBAR1). NCBI's taxonomy places the organism in Eukaryota, Metazoa, Chordata, Lepidosauria, Squamata, Viperidae. Gene Ontology annotation, biological process: G protein-coupled receptor signaling pathway. Bases 558 to 1511 code for a protein of 317 amino acids. The transcript has 3 exons. Gene Ontology annotation, cellular component: membrane. The record is from RefSeq and is a predicted model, not a curated record. Gene Ontology annotation, molecular function: G protein-coupled receptor activity.